Molecule: messenger RNA, 522 nt
Organism: Purpureocillium takamizusanense
Lineage: Eukaryota; Fungi; Ascomycota; Sordariomycetes; Hypocreales; Ophiocordycipitaceae
Gene: ank2
Product: ankyrin repeat
Exons: 1
Coding region: 1-522 (173 amino acids)
Molecular function (GO): protein binding
Source: RefSeq, a predicted model, not a curated record
AUGGCUGCCGAGAGCAACUGCCUGGCCGUCGCGGAGGUGCUCAUCGACGCGGGCAGGGCCGACAUGGAGGCGGUCAACGUGGACGGCUUCACGCCGCCGCAGCUCGCCGUGGUCGUGGACGCCGUCCCCUUUGCCAGGCUGCUGAUCGAGCGCGGGGCGAACACGGACGUCAAGUUCCUGAGACGGUGCAACCUGGCAUCCCUGGCCGUCACCUUCUCCAGCUUGGGCUGCAUCAAGUUCCUCGUCGAAGCCGCGAGGGUCGAGCCUAGGGUGCAGAGGCUGCUGGUCAGGCCUUUGCUGUUACUGUUCGCCAUUGAAAGGGGCGAGACGGCCAUUGCCAACUAUCUGCUGCUGGCUGGGGCCGCGACCUACGAGUCUGUCCUCGAGAGGAUGCCGCAGCUGCCUCACCGGCGACAGCAAGUCCUCGUGGCCUUUCUGCUCCGCUACUUCGACGCCACGUGCAUUGGACCGGCGGGGCCUGGCGAUGCGCUACAUGUACGCGGUAGAGUUGCUGGGAUGUAA